Molecule: messenger RNA, 1011 nt
Organism: Peronospora matthiolae
Lineage: Eukaryota; Oomycota; Peronosporomycetes; Peronosporales; Peronosporaceae
Source: the annotation of a GenBank genome assembly
AUGCGAGCUGAUGUAGCAGCAUCAGGGCGAUUUGACCACCGGUGGCUGGCACACGCCACGCUUAAGGAUAUGUCGUGGCUCAGAGAUAGACAGGGUAAGGCGUACAGCUUGAACGGGGCCGACUUUGCGCGAAACUUGAAUUACCUUGGCGAGACAAUGACGUGGACGACCCUGCAGAGUGGCAUGGUCUUGUUCUCUCCUACGCGUGACAUGGCGUCCCAGUCUAUGGCAAAGCGACGGCAUUUUGGGUCCUUCUGCCUCGCGCUGCUUUACAAUUUCCCGUCACUGGUAUAUCGACCACUGGAGCCUGGGUCUGUGAUUGCAUACUCUACAAAGGUGCACCAGUUCCAUGACUGGCUUCUAACUGGUGACGGUAAGUCGCUCAGACAUUUCGAUACGGGCAUGGAAUGUGGAGUGCAACCGGUCGCUUCGAUGGCCGCAUGCGAUAUAGCCGCCUUAACAGCUAGUAAGUCUCCUGUUUACUUUGGAGCGCAUCCGGCGCUUACUCGCGUUGUCCACAUGUGGGCUGGACGACGAAGGUGGCGGCCGCAACGACGUAAACUGAAACAGAUUAUCACCCGGCGGCGCCGUGCUGUAGGGACUAGACUUCUUGAUGAACGUGUGGCAACGACAGACUUUCACGUGAUCUCGGAAGGUACAACAUUGAUUACUUGGAGUGAUAUUCGACGAAUACGAGCGUCCUUUCCGACAAACGCUCAGACGCUGUAUAGGCUAAAGAGUAACAGUUUUCCGCUCUGGAAUUGGGCGAAGCAAGACCUGUCUUGCACGGUCCCUGAGUGUGCGAAUGCUGGUUCAGCUCUGGCAAGCCAUAUCUUUUGGACAUGCUCUAGUGCGCGUCGUCACUGGGAGUUUCUCCUUGAUCGGUGGCGAUGGCUUGGAAAUUUUCAGGAGGCUGAAUUGAAUGUUUGGGUGUUUGGCCUGGACCUCCCGGCGAUUCCACCCUACGCCUGGGAUGUAAUUAAGCAAUCCAUGGACCCAGGCUCUAAUUAA